This is a messenger RNA of Vanrija pseudolonga, 540 nucleotides long. RefSeq lists its product as uncharacterized. The record is from RefSeq and is a predicted model, not a curated record. The transcript has a single exon. Lineage: Eukaryota; Fungi; Basidiomycota; Tremellomycetes; Trichosporonales; Trichosporonaceae. Bases 1 to 540 code for a protein of 179 amino acids.
AUGGGUUGGGACCAUAAUCGCGGCGAGAGGGUCGGAGAGGGCCUCGCGGCUGGCCUUGGCGCGGCCGCAAUCGCUGCUGGCGGUGUCGGCCUCUAUGAGCACGAGCACCACAAGCACGAGCGGCACGAGAGGGAGCGGCGCGACGGCGACUACGACAACAACAACUGCGAUAACAACGGCAACUGGAACAGCGAUGGCAACAACUGGAACAACGACAACGGCAACGGGAACUGGAACGGCGAUGACGGCCGCCACCACCACCGUGACCGAGACGACCGCCGCGACAGCGACAACUAUAACAACAACCAGAGCGGCGACUGGGGCAACAAUAACAACAACAAUGGCGGAGGUGGCUGGAACAACAACAAUAACAAUGGUGGCGGCUGGGAUGGUAACAACGGCAAUAACGGUGGCGGCUGGAACAGCGGCAAUAACAAUGAUGGCAACUGGAACGGCAACCGGAACGGGAACGGCAACUGUGGCAAUAACAACAACUACGGAAACAACAACAACAACAACUUCGGCAACAGCAACUGGUAG